Molecule: messenger RNA, 7497 nt
Organism: Dendronephthya gigantea
Lineage: Eukaryota; Metazoa; Cnidaria; Anthozoa; Malacalcyonacea; Nephtheidae
Product: RIMS-binding protein 2-like
Exons: 26
Coding region: 275-6802 (2175 amino acids)
Biological process (GO): neuromuscular synaptic transmission
Molecular function (GO): protein binding
Source: RefSeq, a predicted model, not a curated record
UGCCGAAGAGUUGUAUAAAAUACACAAGGUUUAAAUUUUGUAACGUAAUAAGCCUGAUUUAAACUGAUUUAAACGGUGUUUUAAAUAAACAUAAUAUCGGAAUGACCGUAUCUACUAUGGCGUGUAAUCUCUUUGGACGUGAGGGAGUAAAAUGCUGCAAUUUUACGGCCGAAAUUCGCUUGGAUCAGAAAUUAUGCCGUUGCCAGAUUUCGCGAUAGCAAAUUUACGGGUUUGCAAGCCAGGGGCUGCGAAUUCAAUUGCUUGAAUAUUUUCUAUGGCCUCGAGGAUUCCUUUGGCAAACGAGAACUCCCAUGGGGGAGCAAAAAAGGUCCAAAAUCAGCAGGGCGGAUCGAGUAAUUUGUGGGGAAACCAGGAUGAAAUGAGGCGAUAUGUUUCCAAGCUCAAAUCUGAACUAGCUGAGCAAAAGAAUCGGGUAAAGAGGGUGCAUCGCGACAAAUCCGAAGAAAUCAAACGACUCCAAGAGAAUUUAGAUCACGAGAAGCAGAAAGCUAUCGAGAAUGUCUCCAAGAAACUAGAAAGCGAUAAAGUAUACGAGCUAAAGAAAAUGAAAGAGUCGGUGGCAAAACAAAAGGAGCACGAGCUUCGUCAAGUAUUGCGAGUCAAAGACGAAGAAAUGCGAACGUUGAAGCAGGAAUUGCAAGAAAGCAAGAACACUACAAGGAUUUUAGAAGUUGAAAAUAAACGAAUACUAAGUGAGCAAUCCCGUGGUGUUGACACAAAUGAUAACGAGAGACGUUGGAAGGGCGAAGUUAGUUCGCUACGAAACGAUAAGAAACGCUUGGAGGAGAGUUUGAGGAUUAAAUCCGAAGCUGAUUUCGAAAAGGCCGAGCUUAUACGAAAGCUUAAGCAAGAACACGACUUAGAAAUACGACGACUCACUAGGGAAUCAAAGCGAGAAUCCAUGAAAGAGUUUAGGCAAUUAAAAGCCGUUUCGAAAGAAGUCGAAUUAAAAAAUCAUCAACUCGCUGCGAAGGAGGCAGAGAUGAGACGUCUGGAAAGGGAGAGAAACAACUUGGGAAACGAGCUUAAUUUACAACGUAGAGACAGCCUGAAGAAAAGCAAUUCGUUCAAUUCACAGAAAGUGAAAGGAUUGUCAGCAUCCCAAAACUCAGAGUCAGAUAUUGACAAUGUCGCCGAGGAAAGGAUAAAGAAACUAAAAAUGAGGAAUUCUGAGCUCGUUGCCAUUGCAAGAAAGUUGGAAGAGAAAGCCAAACAUCUGCAAGAAGAAAAGGAUUUGUUGGAGAAAUCAAGCGGAAUGAAUAACUCCGAUGUGGGCAAUCUCAAGAAGGCGUUUGCACGACAGAGAGCCAAAGAUCUUGCUGAACGAGCCAAGCUCUUGAUGAAUAAGGAUAAUGAAAUAAACAAUUUGAAGAAAGAAGUCGAGGAAACACGUCACAAUGGCUUUAAUGAGAAUGGAAGUGCUGAUGAACUGGAAAAGAUUGUUGAACAAACGUCUAAAGAACGUCUUUUGCUUGAAAAACAAGUUUCUUCAAACGUCGAGAAUUUACGAGAAGAAAUAAAGGAUAUCAGCGCUCAAAACACAAGACUAGCAAAUGAUAACGAUAUUUUAAAAGAGGAAGUGUGUAAACUGCAAGAUUUUAAAUCAAAACACGACACAAUUUCAACUCGACUGAAAGAAGUCCAGGCACGCAAUGAGAAACUGGAAAAUGCGUGUUCGGAAAAGGACAAGUGGUUGUAUAAAUUGGAUUUAGAAAAGCAAGCGUUCACUGCAAAGAACAAUGCAUUACAGAAGAAAAACAACGAGUUGUUAUCCAAAGUUGACCAGCUUAACCAGGUUGAAAGAGAAUGCUCUCAUUUAAAAGAGAGUAUCCAGACAUUGGAAAACGAGAAUCUUGCGAUGAAAGAGGAGAAUGUGAAAUUAGGAAACGAAAUCAAAGACUUGUCCGAAGUUAAAAAGGAGGCAGAACAGUUAAAGCUAGAUAAUAUGGAUUUGGAAAAGCAAAGAGAAAAUGUUUCGUUGAAGCUCGAGGAAAGAGAUCAAGAAAUUUCAUCUCUUUAUGAGGCACAAGAAGUGGCUCAGAGAAAUCAUUCAGCAGAAGUGAGUGGUUUGGAAGACAUGGUGCGCCGAUUGAAGGAACAAAAAGCGAGGAGUAUUCGUGAAGAAAAGAUAGCCGAAUCUCGUCACACGACAAGUUCAGUGUUGACGUCGACACCAAAAGACAGCAAGAGUACCCAGACCUCUCGUCCGUCAUCCCCGGUCAUGUCACCAAUAAUACACAACGGAAUACAUGAGUUGCAACGAGACUCUCAAAAAGACGAAGACAUAAAGGGUACCGAUGAUGAUUCGGGUCAGGAACUCCUAAAUGUCCCGUACAACGGAACGAGUUCUUCGACUAGUUUCGAUUUGGAAAAAGCGGGAACACGAAUUCAGCAGUUGGCUGCUUCAGAUUCUGACGAGAUUGAUUCUAAUUUUGUGAAAACCCAGAAACAAUCGCCCGUGUCUUCGGAGAUCAGCGAGUCUUCGGAGCCGAGUGUCGAAGAUCAGGCGAGCGAGGAAGAUAAAAGUUACAGCGCGGAUGUGAGCCAAGCCAGUGAUGUUGAAGAACUUCGUGUCAAUAAGACAUUGCAAGAUGACGAGCAAGAAUCAGACUUUUACGAUCCCAGAGACGAUCCUGAUAUUUACAUCGGAAGUCCGCUUCAAAACUCUCCCGACUUGGAAGAAAAACUCUCCAUAUUCAUCGCUAAGUACAAUUACGAUCCAAUGCUAUAUUCUCCUAACGAGAACCCAGAAAUGGAGCUCGCUUUUCAAGCUGGAGAUUAUCUGUAUGUUUACGGAGAUGUCGAUGGGGAUGGUUUCUACGUGGGUGAGCUCAUGAACGGCGAACGCGGUCUUGUUCCUUCGAAUUUUGUUGAACAAAUCGCAGAGGAAGAGGCCAUUUUGAAAGAAAGCGAUGACUUAGAUGCUGAUUCUGAUAGCGAAGAAGACAGUUCAGAGGACGAAAUAACGUUAAAAGAUGAGGAUGGCGAGAAGAGAGUAAUACGACCGAAAGCAUUUUCGGAACGUCGUCAUGAGAUGUUUCGAUCAUCUCUUGAUCACGUGCUCACUGAACAACUCGAUGACAUCCGAGAGUCUGAGGAAGACGACCUGGGAACGAGUUACCUCUCCGAGGACGAGCUGGGAAACCGGAAAAACCAGAAAAACAAGAGCAAUAAACCGGAAGCGGAUCAGGUUUCUAGCGAUGGAUUGGAUUCGAUGGAUUCUGAUGUCCCAGAGCCACGCGUUCCAUCACCGACUAAACUCUCUCUGGAUCGUCAGUUUACGAACAGUGCAUUAAUAAGCUGGCGAGGAGCGCAACUGCCCAAUGAUGAAAUCCAGGGAUACAAUGUGUAUGUCGACGGGAAAUUCAAGACCCAGAUCAAAGGAAGCAAAAAGACGAACGUCGUUGUGGAAGAUAUCAAACCCACCGAGACAUAUCGGGUAUCGGUGCGAACGAAUUCGGUCAGCGGUGUUGAGUCACCUGAUACCGACGCUACAAUGGUUUUCGGUCCAGAUGCCACGUUGUCGCCUAGCAACCUCGAUGUAACCAAGAUCACAGCCACGUCAGGAGAGCUUCAAUGGUUACCAUCUCACAGUUGCUACCAACACGAGAUUUUCUUGAAUGAAACAUUACUGGAAAAUGUCAAAGCUGGUUGUUCAUCUUUUGCGAUGAACGAUCUUUCUCCUUCGACACAAUAUCACAUACGAGUGCGGACAGUAAUCCCUGACCAUCUUGAAAUGUCUGGGGGUAAACUCACAGAGAAAGAUUUAAGUGCUGAAGUGGAGUUCACAACGGCUGAUGGAGGAUUACCAGAGCCUCCUGUUGAUCUUCGACUUUCCCAGCGGACGUCAGAGAACGUGGUUCUAACUUGGUUACCAGUCACUCUUUCUCUCGAUGGCUACUCUAAUGGUUAUAAAGUGAGCGGUUAUAAGAUUUACGUAAAUGAUAUUUAUUGCACGGAGAUUGUUUCUGCCUGUGUGGACAGCAUAGCAAUACCAGUGGAAAAACUGAGAAAUCUCGGAAAACGACACGACUUUUCGCGCAUGCGCUUUGUUGUUAGAACGCUGUCCGUACUAGGCGAGUCUCUCGACUCGAAUGCUGUGGAAAUUUGGUCCGAAGAUCAUGAAAUAGAAGAUAGGACUUGUGGGAAGGUGGAAGGAGCUGUUUUAAGUAAUUCAGAUUUUCCUAAAAAUAUUGAUGAAGGCAAUUUAUUGAGUGAUGGCAAUGCUAUAGUCUCAAGUGAUUUGGCCAAUUCUUUGGAAGCGAACUCUACAGCAUUAAAAAGUAAAAACAAUUCUGAAUUGCCGAAAAACAGCGUUGGAGAAAGCUGGUCUGAUAAAGAAGGUACAAGGAACCAAGGCGCCUUUUCAAGUAAUGAAAGCGAUCAGGAAGACAGCGGCGACGGUCUUCACCAGGCCACGUCGAGUAAGGAUUCGACUUCGGAAAGUAGGACCAGUAGGAAAUCGAAUGUUUCCGAGGUUACCGAGUUGAAUUCAGGAAGUAAGGAUGACAACGAGAACGUGAAAGAUGGCGGACUGGGAAAAGAUACGACGAAUGCCGCCGAUGUUCCUCCGACGCUUGUCCGAAGACCACCAAUCGUCAACCGGUAUGACGUUGAAACGGAAAGUGAAAGUUAUAGCACGGAGUCUAAGACCAUGGACACGGAAGAUGAAUUGAUUGAAAGAUUUGAGCAUUUUGAGAUUUCGGGUAAAAACGAAGUCGACGUCGCUUAUAAAAACGACGAAGACUAUAAAAACAUGAACGAAUUACCCGAGUGUGAUACUCUCAGCGGUAACCAUCCAGAGACUAAAGAAAACACUUCGAAUACUGAACCAUGCGAAGGAGAAGAUAUCAGAAGAAGCGAUGGCAUUAAUACAGAUUCUUCACCACAGAGCAAUGGAAUUUCACAGAACAAUUUAGGUACAGAUCAUCGCUCCUCAGGGAGCGAGGCUGAUAGCGAAAAAAAGGAGGACAAGAAUCGCUCGAAAGAUUUUCAAGCAUUCAUUCAGAAUGCGGUGUCGGAUGAUAUGGGCAGUGGGGCAAAGGGGAGUGGUCCCACUCUGACUAUCGGACCACCGCAUUCUGAAAGCGAAACGGAUACAGAAUACGGGCCACCGUUAUCUGUCAUACACGAAGUUGAUGAAGAUAAUCUCACCGAAACAAACAGUCCCACCUCACAAGAUAAAACCAGUGAUGAUGAAGCCACUCUUUGUAAUAAACAACUAACCUCUCUCCCGGAUGACCAUUCUAGGAACUCGGAUAUUACUGGGAGUCGGAGCCGAACCCUUACGUCCGAUGACGAGGGUUUCCGAACUGAAGACGAUGUUUUGGAUCUCCUUGAUGGCGAGGAUGAUGCUAUGAUUGAUGAGCCUAAGGGUGACAAUACAACAUCUACGACAAAGAAAGGACAAAGUGCGAGUACAUCUAGGGUUGAUAAGGGUAAUUUUAGAACUACGAGUGAUAAUCGAAAUGACAUCGAUAAUAGGACAAUUGGUAGUAAUGAUAAACAAACCAUGGAUAAUGCUGGGAUUUUGAGGGAUAGAAGUGUUCAGGAAGAUAAAAUUGAUGGGGUUACCCAGGAAAAUGAGACAGACUUAGAUUCCGUAAAUCUCACGGAAAAGGCAAGCGGCAAUACACAGGUGAGAUCUGAUGAUAAUAGUUCUAAGGGUGAGGAAGUUACUGUCAACUGUCACAAUCAAGACAACACAGAACCUAAUUCCGAUGGAAAUAAGACAGAAGACGAAGAGUCGACUGAAAAUAUUAGCGAGUCAAGUUGUCCCACAAGAGCGUCUUUAAGAUCAGAUAGUUCUCUUUCUGAAGAACCUCCUGCAGCUGAAAACGCUUUAGAGGCCAUCAUAGCUACGCUAUCCUUUCCCGACAACUGCCGGGGCACGGUGCAGACUGGAAGCGAUGGUAACGAAAACAUUCCGAGUGGUUCCGAACGAACGUCCGAAGUCGUUUCCGCCGAGAACAGAUCCGACUCGGAAGGAAGCGAGGUUGCUUCGGAACAAGUUCGUUACUACAUCGCGUUGUAUAGAUAUGACCCGAUGACUAUGUCGCCGAAUGUGGACGGAGCUGACGAAGAAUUGCCAUUCAAUGAAGGAGACAUUAUCAGGGUGAUUGGCGAUGUGGACGAUGAUGGUUUUCUCUGGGGUGAAUGUAAACUCAAGCAAGGAUUGGUUCCAUCAAAUAUGGUCUCCGAAGUCGAUAUCAACGAAGCAGAAGACUUGUUUAACGAAGAUACCAAUGACGUCAGAUUGCAAAAUGAGCUGAAUUCACAUGACCAAGUCAAUGGGGAACUGGACGUCGAUAUUAUUUCGCAGAAUCUUGGAGAGACUGGAACUAGUGGUGACAGGUUGUCGUUUUGGGAGAAUUUGGAAAGUGAUGAUUUGGGACCAAGAAAGAUGAAAGCUCUGUAUGAUUAUGAUCCAUUGAGCGAUUCUCCUAACGUCGACAGUGAGGUUGAAUUGAAGUUCAAGUCCGGGGAAAUUAUUUUCGUUUUUGGUGAGAUCCACGACGACGGUUUCUUCGAUGGCGAAUUAAAUGGUAUUCGAGGUCUUGUUCCCUCAAAUUUCUUGAAGCCCGUUGAAGAGAUAAACCAUGUUGAAUUGCUUGCAAAUGAAAAAACCUCAGAUUCGAAGACAAAAUCACCCUCAAAUGCACAGGAACAGUCACUGAACAACCUCAACCAUAGUCCCACUGAAGAUGGCGGAAUUCCUCACAAGAAAAGGAAGAAUAUUUUCUCCAAGGGAAAGAAAAUGUUUAAGAAAGCUUUCAAGUAGAAAAAGUCACAGGAUACACUUCCGUUGGUAAAGUGUGCGCGUAUAAAUGAUGUAGUCAAUUGAAAGACACCAAAUUGCUGUUAGAGAAGGUUUAAAACGUAUAUUUUAAUCAAAGUAUAACCGGUGAGCGAAGUAACCUCGAUACUUUUUAAUGUGUUUUUUAACUAGUUGUUAUAUACUGCUUCUUACGUUCCCUGCAAAAAUCUAUAGCAAUUAUACUUAGAAAACAUAUAAAAACGUUCUGGAAACUGGAUUCAUCGCUAAGUAUAGCUAAUAUUUAUGGCAAAAAUACAAGUUGGUGGCAUAUAACAAUAUGGCAACUAAUAUUGAAUGUAUUCUUUAAAUUAUCAGAAUUUUACCCGUAGUAUAGACCUGUUUAAACCCAGCACGCCUUAUUCAAACCUCCGAGCCCUCGUUAAACUACAAAUCACUUUUAGCUUUCGUAUAUAUAUUUAAUGCCAGGUUUAAGUUAUGUAAAUAACAACUGUACAGAUAGUGUAUAAAGAAAUGCUAAUCUGACAACUUCGCCAUGUAAAUUACUUCAUAAACUGGCGUACUUCCAAAAUAUAUCAGCAAAUCGUUUAGCCAACGCCACUACGGUUAAAAAUAUGCGAUGUUCACCACGAUUUUUCAUCGAACUCAGUAUUUUCUUGUUUUUUUUAAAUUGUUCAAAAAAGAUUUGAUUUAAACAGUUA